This is a messenger RNA of Rhizophagus irregularis DAOM 181602=DAOM 197198, 558 nucleotides long. RefSeq lists its product as uncharacterized. The record is from RefSeq and is a predicted model, not a curated record. Lineage: Eukaryota; Fungi; Glomeromycota; Glomeromycetes; Glomerales; Glomeraceae. Gene Ontology annotation, molecular function: protein binding.
GUUAUAGAAUAUCCAAUGGACCUAUUUACUAUAAAUUCAAAAUUAGAAAAUAAUCAAUAUACAAGUUUAAAAGAAUUUGAAAAAGAUAUUCAUUUAAUAUUUUGUAAUUGUUAUACAUAUAAUGAUAUUAAAAGUAAAGAAUAUUGUUCAGGUAAAAUAUUAGAAUCUAUUUUUAAUGAAAAAUGGAAUGAAAAAAUUAUUCUUUAUGAUAGACAAACAAGAGAACUGAAAAGAGUAAGAGAUACUGAUACUGAUGAUACUGAUGAUACUGAUAGAUCCUGGAAGAAACAAUGUCAAAUUUUAGAACAUAAUAAAAAUAAUUUAAUAUAUAGACAGGUUAUUAAUAAUGCGCUCCUUAUUGCUUCAGCAUAUGAAAGUCUUGUUAUAGGUAAUAAUUUUAUACCUUUUAUUGAAAUUUUAAAGACAUUUCUAUUAACUAGAUCAAGAAUGUCUUUAUCUUUAGCAAAUGAAUCUAUACUUCAGGCAAUUAUUGAAAGUCUUUUACCAUUAAAGACUCAACAGAAUUUUUUUAAACAUUUCGACAAGUUAAAUUUUUAA